Molecule: messenger RNA, 2773 nt
Organism: Colletotrichum scovillei
Lineage: Eukaryota; Fungi; Ascomycota; Sordariomycetes; Glomerellales; Glomerellaceae
Product: phosphoesterase
Exons: 3
Coding region: 142-1287 (381 amino acids)
Biological process (GO): phospholipid catabolic process
Molecular function (GO): hydrolase activity, acting on ester bonds
Source: RefSeq, a predicted model, not a curated record
GUAGUUUUGUUUCUUCUGCUUCUCGUCACGAAGAAUUGUGGCUUUUUCGCAAAAUAAACCACUCGAUCGUUGGGAUUUUUUUCUUUGUGGCUGCCGAUUGAUGAUUGCGAUGCAGUAACGGUGUUUGGCUGACUUUGCACGAUGCUUCUCUCUUUCUUUACUCUGACCGGAUUGCUGGCGAUCGUCGGAGCCUUUCACAUCCCCGGCAGGGGCUUCGAUCGGUUUAUUUCCAUCUGGCUGGAAAACCAGGAUUUCGCCAAAGUCGUUAAAGAUUCCCACAUUGCUGAUCUCAAGAAGGACGGGAUUUUGCUCACCAACUACUACGCGCAUACCCACCCCAGUCAGGCCAACUACAUUGCAGCUCUUGCUGGAGACUACUUUGGCCUGAACCAUGACGAACCGGUCCGACUGCCGUUAAACAUAUCGACCAUCGUGGAUCUUCUCGACUGGAGGGGUCUGUCAUGGAAAGCGUACAUGGAAGACAUCCCCGGCCCAGGUUACUUGGCUGCUGCCAGCGAUGGCCAAACAGGCGAUGGAAAGUGGGACUAUGUACGGAAACACAACCCCUUCGUGUCAUUUGACUCCAUCAACCUGAACGGAUCCCGCCUGCUCAAUAUCGAAGGGUUUGACGAUUUCAAGACCGACUUCGAGAAGAAGAAAGUGCCGCAAUGGGUAUUUAUGUCUCCCAACCAAAUGAACGACGGUCACAAUACGUCUCUGGAGUAUGCCACAAAAUGGGCACAGGAUUUCCUGAAGCCAAUGUUAGUCCCGGGUGCUUUCAAAGAGCGCACGCUCAUCCAACUCACCUACGACGAGUCUGAAGAUCAUGGAAAACCAAACAAGAUUGCGUCACUACUCUUGGGCAGCGCACUCCCCGAAGACAGGAGAGGGACGGAAGACAAGACCUUCUAUACACACUACUCAAUGUUGUCAACAGUUCAGUUCAACUGGGAGACGCCAAAUCUGGGCCGGUACGACGUUGGGGCCAAUAUCUUUCAGUUCGUGCAAGACCUCGGUAGCAGAGUGCUUGUACCGAACAAAGAUCCACCCAAUAUGGCCUCCGUAAACAAUUCGGAAUCGUACUUUGGACCUCUUAAUGGGGAUGCGAGCAAGUUCCGCCCGUAUCCACCCCCGAAUCUUGCUCUCAAUGGGUCCAGUGGACUUCCAAUUCUGGAGCACACUCGUCUACAAUGGGUCUUCCACAAUCAGCCGACUCCAUACGACGGGAACGGUACUCUUUACGACGCCAAUUCCCAACCUCAGUACAUCCCGCAAGCCGUCCAAUAGCAUUGGCCGGACGCCAGGCCGGAGCUCACCCCACGGGCUCGCAUAUGGGAUUGUCCAAGGAACGGCCGCAAUAUCAUAUUGGACGCACGCAAGGUUGAGACGUCUUGCCUGAUUCGAAGGAAUUCAAGUCCGGCAUCUUCAACCCUCAUGGGCGCUACCAACCAGGUUAAGGUCGCGUGAAAACGAUCUUUUGAUCCACGUUAAUACAGCUCGAUACCUCGAACAUAAGCGCACGAUGUGCUCUGCGAUUUGAGCUACUCGACCAUCUGAUAAUGACAGACGUUCCCGGCUUAUCAUAGAGAUGCUGGACGAUCUCCCGAGGUCCAUCAAAGAAUCUUUGCGCGGGAUACCCCAGACGGUCAGCGGAUGGCUAUCUUAGAGCAAGCCACAGGAUGGUAAUCAAGCAUAAAGUGUGGGAGCCGACACCGAUGAAAUCAAUCAAGUCGAUGUCUGGGAUGCACUUGGCGCAUGUGGUACUCUCCAGAGAUGCCGAGCUGGCGGUCGGCGCUCCAGUGUCCAAAUCGAUGAUGACGGGGAAGCAGAUUUCGAUUGUCGAUAGCUCAGAGUUUGGAAAUGCCCGUCCGUUUGCGCCACGGCUUUCGGAGGCUGGUUGGCCGACGGUAGGCUUGAGACAUCUUCCAGGCUCGGGAAUGUGGUUGUUUGUGACACCUCGACAGCCUUCGCCACAGUCCUGCUUUUCGGCGGUCCCAUAUUGCCCACGUUAUACCAUUUUGCCCGUGUUACACAGCCAGGCUUGUCUCCAACGGCGUCAUGGCCUGCGCCUCGCGGCAUUUCAGAAGCAAGUUUCAUCGCCGAGACGAAAGAAUGGCGGGCGUAUGUACGGUAGUCGCACUCAAUCUAUUCAAUUUCAUUAUCGAUCCAGAUCGACCUGGCUUGUCGGCUUACCUGAAGCACGAGAAGAAAGCAAUUCGUUGUAGUCCGUACCUGCUCAGAUGCCAGCUCGAAAGAUCCGUCAGCGAACAGUGUCGACGGACUAGCCUCCGGAAGAUGCGGAACGUCCGGCAAAGAGAAUAUCUUGAUCUCGCGGUCCGUCUCAAGACGGACUAAGAGCAGGUCAAUCCGCAGCAAUUUCGGUCGACGGGAGAUGCACACUACCCGCGGCAUCGCCCAUCUCAUGAGUCGUUUACAACUUUGAGACGAUCGAUGGACACACGGUCGUAGAAUAACGGGAAGCGGGAUGCAAUUCGGCACUGAAGCAGCAUCAAAGCGGACGGGUCCGCAAGAAGAGAGUCAACGGGAAAAGCUCCCGUGUCUUCGUAUGACUCAAGGUUAUUUGAAGCGUCAGAACAGUACCCUGAUUUAGACAGAUUCCACAUCUAGGAGAUGCUUCUGAAUCGUGGUAGUUCUUCUAGACGCAGGCCGAGCACAAGACUACCAUCGUGAGCUACGUUGACGUGCUGAUCCAUUUGUGCCUACUUUCUCAACCUCCAAACUGAUUCAGUCUGCCCAAUUGCGCCGAUUCGCC